This is a messenger RNA of Trifolium pratense (red clover), 1140 nucleotides long. RefSeq lists its product as uncharacterized. The transcript is spliced from 3 exons. NCBI's taxonomy places the organism in Eukaryota, Viridiplantae, Streptophyta, Magnoliopsida, Fabales, Fabaceae. Bases 81 to 869 code for a protein of 262 amino acids. The record is from RefSeq and is a predicted model, not a curated record.
CAAGCUUUCAGUCCCACCACAUAAAAAAUGAAUGAAAAUAUGGCUAAAACAAAGAAAGCUUUUCUCACCAUUCAUCAUCCAUGGCUCUUCUACCACCUUCAUCUUCAUCCUAUUCUCACAAAACUAUCUACCAUACACCAUCACAUAUUUAUCAUCCAUACCUUCAACUUCCUCAAUUCAACUCUAUCACUCUUACUUCACCAUCAUUCAAUCCGUUGACUCAUUCAAAGCAGCACCUAAACCUCAGAAUCACAAACUCCAACCUCUUUGUUGUUUCAUGCAGGUAUUUCACUAAAGAAGACGAAGACGAUGAUGAAGAAGAAGAAGAAGAAGAGCACAGCUUUGAUGAAGCAGUGACUCUAUUUAAUGGCGGAGAGUACUACAAAUGUCAUGAUUAUCUUGAAUCCCUUUGGCACAAUGCUGAAGAUCCAUCAAGAACAUUAAUUCAUGGAAUAUUGCAAUGUGCAGUUGGGUUUCAUCACCUAUUCAAUCAGAACCAUAAAGGAGCUAUGAUGGAGUUGGGAGAGGGACUAUGUAAACUGAGAAAGAUGGAGUUCUCUAAUGGACCAUUUCUUAUGUUUGAGAAAGAUAUUUCAGCAGUUUUGGAAUUUAUCUACCAGACACAGAUAGAGUUAGCUGCAUGCAGUGAUGAUAUCUGUGUUGCAAUGGAUCAAUCAGAAAGAUCCUACCAACUUAUGGGGGAAUAUGCUGCAGGGAAGCGUGUAUAUGAUCUAGAACUUGGUUCCGAUGCAUCAGUGUAUAUUGUGUUAUGCCCUCAAGGGUCUAAUGGUGGCACUGAAGUUCCAAGGGUAAAGCUUCCCAGGCUUAAUGCUACCUCAGAACAUCUUGUAGCCUAUGAAUACAAGUAAAUGUAAAAUUUAUUCUUCACUUCGAUUAGAGACGACAUGCUGUAUAGAAUCGUUAAGGAUUACCUGUAUAGAUGAUAAAAAAAAAAUUAUGUUUGGAAACACUUAUGCGAACGAUAUGUCACUUAGAUGACAGCUGUGAAGAUUGAGAGUGAAGACUGGAGCUAAGUCGAGCAUGAUUACGAAGGAUGUCUAAUUUACCAUGUCUGUUGUUGAGUGUACUGUUGACUACAAAUAUAUGAUAUGCGCAGUAUAUGCGGCAAGUUCUAGUAAA